AAUGAAGAUAACUUUGAAAUCUUGCAGUGGAAGGAAGGUUCUUAUGGUUCUGUUCCUCAGAAUUCAGUCAGAACCUGCUCCAGUGAGGAAAUGUAUGUAGGGAAGAACAAGUACGGCUUGGGGAAGGUUGAUCCAAAGAGUCGCCUCUUUUAUCUUCCCUGGAAGGGGAAGGAAUAUUGUUACAAGAAGUAUGAGGUUCUGACCCAGACGAAGGCUGACAAAGAUCUCAUCUCUGAUGUCAGGUACCACACAGAUMAAGCUACAGUUUGGAAAGCUCCUCCGAAAACCCUCCAAAGCUCCACUACUGUCAACCAUGCCCUCAGUGAUGUGACCAAAACAGUUUCUCUGACUAAAACCACCACAGAUGAGAGACGGUGGGACAUCAGCUCCUCCAUCACCGCCGGUGUAACAACGACCAUCAAAACAGGAAUUCCCGGCAUUGUGGAAGGAAAUAUUGAAAUCAACGCACAGACGACUCAUACGUUCUCAGGUGGAAACACCUGGACAGAGSAGGUCUCMCACUCUGUGUCGAUACAGCUUACCGUACCUCCAAACCACAGCUGCACUGUAAAGAUGGUUGGUUAUCAGUACAGUAUGGACAUUCCCUUCACCGCCCGCCUGAACCGAACCUAUGAAGACGGAGAGACCAGAUCAGUCAYCAUGACUGGAACGUAUCAUGGAGUCCAGGUUGGAGAAAUUAGAGCCGAGGUGGAAAGAUGUAAACCUUUGUCUCGUUCUUAAGCCUUUUCAAGCUAAACACAGGAAGGAAACUGAAAACUGCUAAAGUAUAAUUAGUAAAACUUUACCAGGCAUCUGACACGRAGCUCCAGCUUCACCUCUGCUUUUCAAUCCAGACUCUAUAAAUGUAACCAGUUGGAUUCAUGCAGGAUAUUUCUGGUACAUUUCAGGCCUUUUGGUUUAAUAUGUUCAGAAAGUUAUCUUUACCAAAGUAUUUUCACCAGUGAUCAUUUACUUGUUGUGCACAGAACUUAAUUAUUCUCCUAAAUCGUGUUAAAAUUAAUGCAAACAUCACAAUUAGAGACAAAUGGGAGAAAAGCUGCUUGUAGAAAUGAACCAGAACAACAUGGAGGCUUUAUAGCAGCAGUAACUGGUACUGGAGGAUAACUACCUAACUAACUAGCUAACUAACCAACUAACUAACUAACUAACUAACUAACUGCUGAGUCAGUUUGUUAGUUUGUAAAUAUUCAUUGAAACGUAUCAAAAACAAACAAACCCUCGUUUUAACCUGCAGCAGCAUCAUUUCUGUCUGCUGUCACAUCCACACUAACCUGCUGGUUUUACUGCUACAUGYCAGUUAAUAAUUAUGGAAAUUAUUGUGAACAGAGAAAUGUAUAAACUUACAGGGAUAUUACCCAUAAUGCUUCAGUCAUAUGUCUGCAUGACGUUCUGUAUGUAAUGUUUUAUGAAGAACAUGACAUAUUUUAUUAACAAUCAUCUAAUUUAAAGCUUAUUCACAUCCAGAUGAAUCAUUGUGAGCCAUUCUAUGUAUUUUUUUUGCCAUUAAUCAAAUUUAUAACGAUGAAAAUGUUACGAUCUGUGUUGUUCAGUAUAGU
Molecule: messenger RNA, 1577 nt
Organism: Poecilia reticulata (guppy)
Lineage: Eukaryota; Metazoa; Chordata; Actinopteri; Cyprinodontiformes; Poeciliidae
Source: RefSeq, a predicted model, not a curated record